UCCAAAAAUGCUGUUUCUGUAUAUUAUUAUUGCAUUUAUAUCCAAUAUUUUGGGAUUUCCAAGAAAAAUUCCUAUUGGAGGUAUAUUCGAUAGCGACGAGAUGAUUCAAAGAGCAUUUGAGAUAUCAAUCAAAGCAGUGAAUAAAAAUAUCAGUGUCUCUGAGCACGCGAUGGGUGUAUUAUUAACACCCAGAACCGAGAAAACUAAUAAAAAUGCAUUUCAUGUAGCAAAAAUAGCGUGCAAAUUGGUAAGCAGUGGAGUGGCCGGAAUAUUUGGUCCUCAAGAUAAAUUGAAAGCGGACUACGUUCAAAGUAUGUGCGAUACCUUGGACAUACCUCAUAUUGCUGCCAGAUGGGAUUCCAAAACAAAACGCGAUAAUGUGAUAAAUCUAUAUCCACAUCCUGACAUGCUUUCCAUGGUUUUCCAUGAUAUAAUACAAGAAUACAAAUGGAAGGAAUAUGCAAUACUUUACGACAACACAGAUGGCCUAAUUCGUAUGAGUCGUCUGCUAAAAUUGUCAAACGUGAAUACCAUUUCCGCCAUGGCGUUCCGUUUAGGUAAUGGACCAAAUUUUAGGCAAACCAUGAAAGAGGUAAAAAAAUCCGAUUACAAAAAUAUCAUAAUCGAUUGUUCGUAUGACAUUCUUGCGUCUGUUCUCGAGCAAGCACAGCAAAUCGGAAUACUAUCAGAAAAAUAUAAAGUGAUCGUUACUUCUUUGGAUCUGCAAACUCUGGAUUUAGAGCCAUAUAAAUAUUCCGGAGUAAAUUUAACAGGUGUACGUUUAAUCAAUCCGGAAAGUUCAAUUGUUCAACGCACCCUCCAAUUUCGGUCUCUUAAUUGGAAUUUAACGAACGGUUCUCACUUAAAAGUAGAAGCGGCACUCGCUUAUGAUGCUGUCCAACUUUUUGCGAGUGGUUAUGCACAAUUACGCGACAGCAUUAAUGGAAAUCUUAAGAAAUUAUUUUGCAAUCGUACAGAAACUUGGGGACACGGUUUCAGCUUGAGUAAUUAUAUGCGAAACACGCAAAUAAACGGAUUGAGCGGGAUGAUAAAAUUCGAUACGGCUGGAUUCCGGAGCGAAUUCCAAUUGGACAUUGUAAAUCUCGAAAUUCAAGGAUUGCGCAAAAUCGGGAGAUGGGAAACGAAUGUUGGUAUUCAAUGGAAGCCGAGAUAUAAAAUUCCUGGAGUGGAUGAUGAGAAAAGUUUACGUGACAAACAUUUCCUUGUCCUGAUAUCGUUAACAGACCCGUAUGGAAUGCUUAAAGAAUCAUCCGUUAGGACAAUUGGAAACGAUCGAUACGAGGGUUUCGCGAUCGAUAUAAUUCAUGAGAUGAGCAAAGUACUGGGGUUUAAUUACACCUUUGAAGUUCAAGCCGACAGCGUGUAUGGAUCGCUUAAUAAUGAGACCGGACAGUGGAAUGGCAUGCUAGGAAAAAUAAUCGCUGGCACAGCAGAUUUAGCGAUCACAGAUCUAACAAUCACGGCGGAAAGGCAGGACGCUGUAGAUUUUACGAGCCCGUUUAUGAAUUUGGGUAUAAGCGUGCUCUACAGAAAACCAACGAGCGCUCCUCCGAGCUUACUGUCCUUCCUGGGACCGUUUUCGAAAGACGUGUGGGUGCAUCUGCUCGCAGCUUACAUCGUCGUGUCAGUGUUAUUAUUCAUAAUUGGGAGACUCUGUCCCGUUGAAUGGACCAAUCCAUAUCCUUGCAUCAAAAAACCGAAAGAAUUAAAAACGCCCUUCACUCUGAUGGACACUCCGUUUUUCGUGAUCGGAGCUUUACUGAAAUCUCCUACUGGAUUUGCACCCGCAGGAAUUUCAACAAGAGCCUUGGCUAUCGCGUGGUGGUUUUUUACUCUGAUCAUUGGAUCGACGUACGUUGCCAAUCUGGCGGCCGCGUUAUCCACGAAAUCCGUCGUGUGGCCCUUCAAGACGGCGGAAGAGCUGGCUAAUCAACAGAAAAUCAAGUACGGCGCGAAAAAGGGCGGAUCGACGCUGUCAUUCUUCAAGGAUUCCUCGCACGAACCAUACAAGAUCAUGUAUAAUUACAUGAUGGAUCAUGCUGACGAAGUGCUUAUGGAAAAGAACGAAGAAGGCGUAUGGAAGGUGCAACAAGAGCAUUAUGCGUUUAUCAUGGAGUCCACGUCAAUUGAGUAUAUUAAACAGAGAAAGUGUAAUGUAACGCAGAUCGGUGGACUUUUGGAUGCCAAAGGCUACGGGAUAGCGAUGAAAAAAGACGCACAUUAUCGCACGGAUCUCAGCGGUGCUAUAUUAAAGCUGAAGGAAAACGGCAUAAUUAAUGAGUUGGAAAAUAAAUGGUGGAGACAGAAGCGAGGCGGCGAUAGAUGUGAAGAGAAGGCAAAAGUCCAAGUAGAAGCAUUAAAUUUCGAGGACGUCGGUGGAGUAUUUUUAAUUAUGAUAAGCGGCGUUAUGUUAUCGUGGCUUUUCACGAUAUGGUCAUUUCUUUGGAACAUUCGAAAUCUUGCAAUCAGACAUAACGUAUCCUACAAAGAAGAAAUGGUAGAAGAGUUGAAAUUCCUAGUUAAGUGCAGUAGCAAGAAGAUCGUCAAAAGAAGAAACACAUCCCUGGAGACGAUUAACAGCGAUAACAUCGAUUUCUAAUAAAGAUACAUGUGCCAUCUGUAGCAAGUCUUACGUGUAAAAAAAGAUUAAGUUCAAUUAAAAGAUUAAAUGAGUAAGUUGUUUGAAUUUUAGCAUUAUUUAUAAAUGGUGAUAAUGUCGAUUUAAGUGAAGCUAACCGAGUAUCGAAAGAUCUUCGAGAAAAUCUCACGCCAGAGUUCUACAAACUCGUUCUAACGAUUACCAUCGGCGCUAAGGCAGAAUGGAAAUAAUGCAGGAAAUAAACGUUUCACCACUACGCUCCUCUCAAAACCGGAAUUGACGGUUGCGGCGAAUCAGCGUUGCAUACGUAAAAAAUUUUUCAAUGAUAAUAGAUUACAUAGGGGAGCACCUGUUUAUGCGAGAGCAAUCGAGGAUCUCCGACAAUCUUUCGCGAGCGAUCAGUGACAUAACGAUUGAACGAUUCUCGUGUUAUCGAGCAAGAAAUGCAUUUUCUCGACGUUAAACGCGGAUCGACUCUCGCGGACAUACGUGCAUAAUGGAGGAGUCCCGUGAAAAUAUUUCUUAAUGCAUUCGAAGUGGGUAGGCGAGCA
Nylanderia fulva is the source of this 3171-nucleotide messenger RNA. The record is from RefSeq and is a predicted model, not a curated record. NCBI's taxonomy places the organism in Eukaryota, Metazoa, Arthropoda, Insecta, Hymenoptera, Formicidae.